CAUGCGCGUUGGCAUACACACAUUUGUUUUCGCGUGGUUGCCAACCUUUGUUUCUUUUCCGUUUCCCGUAAUCUAUCAAGAUGAAGAUCGGACUCUGUGUUUAUAGCGGAUACAAAAUACAUCCAGGCCAUGGUAAAACCAUGGUUAAAGCCGAUGGAAAGACGUUUACUUUCUUAAAUUCAAAGUGCGAGGCCGCUCAUUUAAUGAAAAGGAAUCCUCGUAAAGUAACGUGGACUGUAUUUUACAGACGAAAACAUAAGAAAGGUCAAGAAGAAGAAGCAACGAAGAAGCGCACACGUAGAACGCAAAAAUUCCAACGUGCUAUUGUUGGGGCUUCUCUCAAUGAUAUUUUGGCUAAACGUAAUCAAAGGCCCGAAGUAAGGAAAGCUCAACGAGAACAAGCGAUUAGAGCUGCAAAAGAAGCUAAAAAGGCUACGAAGGUUCAAAAGAAAGCUACUGCAGCGCCAAAAGCUAAAGCUGCACCUAAAAUCAAAGCAAGUAAAAAUGUGCAAAAAGCUGCACCUAGAGUUGGUGGUAAACGUUAAGUUGAAUGUAUGAUUAAAUAACUUAAUAAAAAAAAUCAGAUUAA
Messenger RNA from Onthophagus taurus, 589 nucleotides. RefSeq names its product Ribosomal protein L24 (gene RpL24). NCBI's taxonomy places the organism in Eukaryota, Metazoa, Arthropoda, Insecta, Coleoptera, Scarabaeidae. Gene Ontology annotation, molecular function: structural constituent of ribosome; mRNA binding. Gene Ontology annotation, cellular component: cytosolic large ribosomal subunit. Gene Ontology annotation, biological process: cytoplasmic translation. The record is from RefSeq and is a predicted model, not a curated record.